Molecule: messenger RNA, 713 nt
Organism: Suillus discolor
Lineage: Eukaryota; Fungi; Basidiomycota; Agaricomycetes; Boletales; Suillaceae
Product: CTR copper uptake transporter
Exons: 4
Coding region: 96-641 (181 amino acids)
Biological process (GO): intracellular copper ion homeostasis; copper ion transmembrane transport
Cellular component (GO): plasma membrane
Molecular function (GO): copper ion transmembrane transporter activity
Source: RefSeq, a predicted model, not a curated record
CGUCAUUCCGCUAGGGGAAGGUAGUUCCCACGGAUAGUCAAGUUGGCUGUCGGAACACCUUCUUGGCUUACUGCGCACACCUGCGAACGCCUAAGAUGAGCUGGCAAUUAUUGGCGCUCUAUCUCUCCUGUUUGAGUCAAAUCUGUCUCGCAGACAAUGGCAUGGUCAUGUCCAUGGAUGAUGGCAUGACUCUUGCCGUAGGGAACAUGCUCUCGUAUCUGCACUUUGCGCCAGGAGACACUCUUUGGUUCCUUGGCUGGGUUCCUGAGAGCUCGGGAACCAUGGUUGGCACAUGUAUCGCACUGUUUAUGUUGGCGGUGAUCGAGCGCUGGAUAGCAGCUUGCCGAGGAGUAAUGGAAUUCCACUGGAGCCAACAGGCGAUUAUCAUUGCGUCGGACAAACUCAAUACUCUACCAACUCGGUCAUAUCCCAUUGGAUUCAUAAAGCGCUUCACUCCACCCUUUAUCCCCGCGCAUGAUAUCUCACGUGGGGUCAUGUUUGCAGCGCAGACGCUGCUAAAUUACCUCUUCAUGUUGACAGUUAUGACGUUCCAACUAGGUUUCAUAUUCUCCCUUGUGGUGGGGCUCGGAGUGGGAGAAACGCUCUUUGGAAGGUUUGGCAGUGUCACGCAUGUGCAUUAAAUCUAUGCACGUUCGUUUUUGUAAGUUUAGAAUGGCUGCAAAGUAUUGACUUUCUUUUGGUUAUCGUCAGGC